Molecule: messenger RNA, 4505 nt
Organism: Linum trigynum
Lineage: Eukaryota; Viridiplantae; Streptophyta; Magnoliopsida; Malpighiales; Linaceae
Source: the annotation of a GenBank genome assembly
AGGCAAGACAGAUUAGAAGUAGUAAUUCAUGUCUUGUCACAUACUAGUAGAUAAUCAUUGGCGGAGCUACAUUGAUUUGGACUUUGGAGUCAUUGGACCAAGGGAAGGACUGGGGGAUUCGACCCAUGAACGCCACAUUGGACCAAAGCACUAAUUUAGCCAUUGGACGCCGUAUUUCUUUUUAAUCUUUGGACCCCAUUAAAUUUUUUUGCGGGCUAAGCCAAUGUGGAUAAUACCACUCCAAUACAAAUCAAGUCAACUAAUACCUGACAAAACGAGUAUAAAUUGGCACUCCUAAUCAUCAAUUGUCUUUCUUUAAAAAAAAAUACAUGAUUUUUCAUCAACUUUACUUUUCUAAACCUCUAUCCAAAUAAUACUUCUAUCCAAAUUUAAGAAAAACAAAUUAUCCAAAUUUAAAGAAAAAGAGACACUGGUUGCUGCGUUCACACGCGUCAAAGACGAGUCAUUGCAUGAGUCCACGUGUCAUCCCGAGAGCAAAAACCCCUCCCGCCAGGAUUCCUAGGUUGUAGUGAUCUGCACUCCACGGGCUCGCCCGCGAAUAGACUGAAUUACCCCCACCUUUAGCCUCGGCGUACACUUGGGCCUAUCGCCCCUCGUGGGAAAGAACAAAUAUUGGGGGUUGGGAACAACUGAACAAGUUGCAUGUGGAGCCCACACAGGCAUCCGGGCGGAGACCCUACCCAGCCGGGAAAACGACCGGCAAUCCUCCCUAACCCGGAAACCCGAGUGGUGGGGCUGGCUUCCCGGACACGUGGACGAAUGGGAAAGCAGAUUUAGAUGGAGCUCUGGCAGCCACAAAUCUCGAUCUCACGGACUAGCGCUCAGCCACAAAUCUAGUGGGGGUGGGGGCUCCUCAUAUACUUUCUUCUUCUUCUCUCCUUCUCUUAUCUUACAAUUUCCAGGAUUUCAAUCCAUUUCCAUCCCAAAUUUGUGUCGACGCUGGAACUUCAUCGCUCUUCUCAUACACAUAAAUCUUAGCUGGGAAGUCUGCAGCUGGUUAUACUCUAAACCUAAUCGGAGCUUUCAACCCUCCUGCAAAUCAGAGCCGCCGCCUCCCCUUGCAAACCUUCAUCGAGGGGUUCUUGUCAUUUCUGGUUGAUUUUCUCAUCUGGGUUUAGAUCUCGGCGCCAUAUCUCUGGAAAUCGACAACUGGGUAUUCUUCGUUUCUAUGAAUUGAUCCUCUGCUUACACUCAAAUUUGUUCACUUCUUUGCUUAGGGUUCCAUCUUCCAUGUUAUCCCUCUGUUACGCCUUUGGUUCCCCUGAGGAACUGGCCUAUUGGGUUCCUUUUCUUUUUGUUUACUUAAUUUGCUUGGUUCUUGAGAAAAGAUAGGGAAGAAGUUGCGAGAGAACUGCGAUUCUCAGUAUGGGAUUUUCCUUUUUGUGUGUCUAGCUAUUCUGGGAUGGAGGAGUAAUAUUCUCAACUAAAAUUAGAUUUAAGAAACUUCAGUUUCUCUGUAUGCCUGUGCAGUAUUGUUGGGGAAUGCUUAUUAAUCUUGCGGAUCUAUUUUCUUGGUUUGUUUUUUCAGAAAACGAUCUUAUGAUGAAUGGGUAUUUUGGAUACGAUGAUCUUGUUGUUCCUAAAGAUCAAGGAUAUUCUGAUGGAUUCCAAUCACCUGAUAGCUGGUCAAAUUGGGGACUAAAUGAUUCCAAUACUUUCAACGACUAUCCUCACAAACACAUGCUAUCUCCUACAAAUCUGAAUCCAGAACAACUCAGAUUUGACUCCCAGACUUCUCCAAAUCAUCAAUUCGACAUGGAGUGCAGUACUAUCCCAGAUAGAGAUCAAUCUAGUUGUUCGAGUUUUGGUGGACGAGCACCUGUAUACCACCAGUCCCUUCACCGUCAGGCGGUGGAUAGUCAACUCGACUGCCUGUCAGGGUUUGAGCCCAUGGAUGAUCAUUUCUUGAGUUCAUUGCUUGAUGACAUGCAAGAGAUGGAACAGAAUUCACCUUGCUUUUCAUCCGAGUCACAAGACUGCAUGAUUCCUGCUGAUGAUCUCUGGACCGAAUCCACCGCUUUAGAUUCAGACUCAAUAUCUAGCAAUGGUGGAUUUGCUGCAUCGUCACACUACAGUCCAUGCGACUUGGAGAAGGCAGUUCUUCAUCAACUAAAGGUACCUCCUUUUACUGUAUCAGUAACAACAUCUGAGGAUGACUGCAAAGACUUUCAACUACAAAAUGAACCAUCAAGGGAGGAGUCUGCACUGCAUGAGUUCGAACUGAUGAUGGCACAGCUGCCUACCAAGACCCGAAUAUGCUUUCGUGAUGCCUUGUACCGUUUGGCCAAAAACUCAAGACCCCAUGAAGUAGCAAAUGAUGAUGUUUCCAUGGACACCUCUUCAUGGGCACCUCAAGUCGAGGAAUCAAGGUCCGGAGAAAGAGGAAUGGAACCAGAGACGAACUCCAUCGAUCGAUCCAUAGCAAGCAUGAUGUUUAACCAGAUGGACCUAAACGUGCUGCAGUCAAAUCACCCACAAUGCUUCACUGCUGCGCCUCACAGCCCGACAUUUCUUGGCGACGCUGAGGUUCCAGUUUCUGGUAAUGGAGGAUACAUUGGAGGAGCAGCAGCAGCAGAUACGGACAUGCAUAUGUCACGAACUGUGGCAAACUAGUGGCGUUGCAGUUUCCGAAUCAGAAGCUGGUUUUGAAAUAAACCAUUGAAGAAGGCCGGGGUUUGGAGAGGAGUUCAGCUAAGGAUAUGAUUAUGAAUGAUCCACGUUUUAUGUACAUAUAGAUAUUGUGAGGGUAGUAGUAGUACUAGUAGCGAUAUAUAGUAAGAUCUUAGGCCUGCAGUAAAUCUUCACCAGCCAAAGUUGGUUUUUUGAAGGGCAUGUGUGGAGAAGUGAAUUCUCUGGAGACUUUUGUGGUAGCAGAAUACAUGUAUGGGUUAAAAUUUUGUUCUUCUGACUCGAUAACGAAAGAGAGAAGGGAUUUAUUCUAUAAACUAUAAUAGCCACUGCCCACUAGUUUAAUCUCCAGCAAGUCGAUGCAGGUCAUGGCGAAUUGAAGCUUAGGUUCUUCCUGCGUAUUCCCGGCUUACAUGCUGUGCACAAAGGCAAACCUUCAUUAAGGGCGAGAAACUCAGAGAUUUGAGCAGAGAUUACACUCGAUCUCAAUUGUCUGCUCUCAGGACGGCAGGGAAAAUAAGGUUAACUGUUAUUCGUCACCUUUGUGGGCUGAUCGGACAUCAGCAAUUCGAGCUAGCUUUAUUUUUCAACUCCUUUCUGUUUUACUUAUCUUCCAUAGCUAGAAACUCUUGAAGAAACCUUGAGAUUUGAGAUUGCAACGUCAUAGUGAGUCCCCUGUUUCUUAACAGUAAGGUUGGUUUGAUUUCUGUCCACCAGAAUGUCUACCGGAUUGAAGUUCACUUUUUUCUUCCGUUGAUUUUUAGCCAUGAGAAUGUCUACCGGAUUGAAGUUCACUUUUUCUUCCGUUGAUUUUUAGCCACAAGGUUUAAACGAAGUUCACUUUGUGUUUCGUUAUUUUCUUGUGUUUUUGUUUCGUUCUGCCACUACCAACAAUAAAACAAGGGAGAAAAAAGACAAUUGUAAUCUAUGUCUUCUAACUUGUUAGCAACCAAUAGUGUUUGUAUACAAACUUGAUAUUUGAGUUUUUUGUUCUUAACAAGAAUAAGAAGUGUGAAUUGCUCUCAUUCUCAAUAAGAACUAGCUUAUUACCCGGCCCGUUGGCCGGAUUACUGUAUGUUACCCACUUGUGGAAUGGGAGAGAAAGCAAGUGAGAGUGAAGGGAUUGUGAUUCCACUUGAUUAGGACCGACCCACUAAUCUGAUUCUUCCCGACCCGCCCCAACCUAAAGGGUCAGAAAGAGUCAAUAAGAAAAUACGAACAGAGAGAAUUAGUAAUAUAUCUUGACUCUUCAGAAGUGGGUCAAACAGGAUCAAUGUUGGGUGAGGGCAAUUUUUAGCGCUAAGCAGAGUUCUGGGUUGAAUAACUUUACUUAGUCCUAGAAAUUGGUGCUGAUGCAGACUGCAGUUUUUAUCAUACCAUCAUCAAUCAUCGUUGAAUUAGUCCUAGGCAUCCCUCCCCGUUGUCGGUCUGAAUUUUAAUGAUGGCUUCAUUCCUUGCACCAGCCAUAUCGGCGAGUUGUCAUCUCGAGCAUGAUUUGCCUAUGUACAAAUGAUACAAUUAAAGUAUGAAACUGAUAUCAAAGAAAAGGAAAAGAGAAUUCUAUCACAUGCCAAUAAAUACACACAUAAUAGUUGAAGCUAAGUGAAAGUCAUUACUCGCACAUCAAUUCUCAAAAAUUACAGACUAAACAAUGGCUAGAAUGGCACUGAAACUACCAAAAAUCAUGGACGAAACAACUUGUCAAAUUAAAUAAUCCUUAUACUGAAACUACCUUCUAACUUGAAAUAAUACAUGAUCACAGUUCAUAGCACUCUUAUCACUAUGAAUUGGUUGCAGCUCGUCCUUAUCACUACCUCCCAAGCUCAAUUCAAACAGAAUAGACACAGUUAUGUAAG